This is a messenger RNA of Contarinia nasturtii (swede midge), 939 nucleotides long. RefSeq lists its product as uncharacterized. The record is from RefSeq and is a predicted model, not a curated record. The transcript is spliced from 2 exons. NCBI's taxonomy places the organism in Eukaryota, Metazoa, Arthropoda, Insecta, Diptera, Cecidomyiidae. Bases 78 to 848 code for a protein of 256 amino acids.
UUCUAAAUUUACCAUCAUCUACACCGAAGCCCAUCGAAAAUGUGCCGGUCAAUAACAAUUUAGAUGCAUCAGACGAUAUGCUAGCGGACGAUCCAAAUCAAAGUCGUUUCGGAGAAGAAUCACCGCAAUAUUAUGAAGACACUACAAGAGUUUAUUUGAAAUACUCCAAGGAUCAAGAGCCAGUGAUGCCAAUUUAUGAUCAACCAAUAACAUUGACAGUUACACAACGUCCAUAUCAAAUGCCACAAAGUUACAAUCGAAAAUACUAUCAGUCGUUUAUAAAGUCGGCGAAUGAAAAAGAUGAAACUGAGGGCAUGCUUAUUAGCGAUUCAAUGAAGAAAUUACUUCUUCCGUAUAUUGCGGCGAAGAAACAGAAAGUUCAAAACACUGAAAGUAGCGACAAUAACCCGACGACAUCAUCGAAACAAGAUACUCAGGCGACUACGGAUGCUGUUGUGACAAAGCCAACGGAAUUAACUCAUACUCGUUUUGAGAGUGAAUCGAUUAUAACGACAACAGAAAAAAGAAACUUGGUACCAAGUACAAAUACAGAUCAAUAUCCAACACGUUUCCAACCCGAUUCAACGAUCCAACAAAAUCAAGGAAACAUCUCACCACCCCAACGUCCUAACUUCGGACAUGGUCAAACCCAAAACACAGUUCAGUAUCCACCACCAUCAAAUGUCCAUCCAAAUCGAGUAUACAGCCAUGACCCUGACAGAAUUGUUUUCCCCGGCGCACAAUCAGAAACACGCAGAGUCUAUGGGUACUAUCAUCAAAGUCAACCUAACCGAGGCUUUACACCGCAAUUGACGGAAAUGCAACCAGUCCAUCAUAGACCAAACUAAACGCUUAGUUCCAAUUCAUUAAAUUUGACAUUUUUUUUUGCAAAGAACGACAUUUUGUUUUUUUUUUUUUUUAAUUUGGAAUUUGCUUUUA